Molecule: messenger RNA, 270 nt
Organism: Schizosaccharomyces osmophilus
Lineage: Eukaryota; Fungi; Ascomycota; Schizosaccharomycetes; Schizosaccharomycetales; Schizosaccharomycetaceae
Product: spermidine family transporter
Exons: 2
Coding region: 1-270 (89 amino acids)
Biological process (GO): transmembrane transport
Molecular function (GO): transmembrane transporter activity
Source: RefSeq, a predicted model, not a curated record
AUGUCACCUACUACUGAGCAAUUGAAGAAUGCGUACCCCAUCGGUCAAGAGACAGCUAUAUUAACUACAUCUUUAUAUGUCUUAGGAAUUGCUUUUGGCCCAAUGGGGAGAAAAAUUGGUGUCCUUUUACCCUUCUUUAUCUCCAUGUUACUUACUGCAGGCACGGCGAGUGCAGAUAAUGUUGCAGUCAUUAUGUGCACUCGGUUCUUUUCAGGUUUAUUUGCUGGUGCACCCAUCGUUUCUACAGGUGGUGUCUUGGCCGAUCUUUAG